This is a messenger RNA of Scheffersomyces stipitis CBS 6054, 1677 nucleotides long. RefSeq names its product Elongator subunit (gene ELP3). Gene Ontology annotation, cellular component: elongator holoenzyme complex; nucleus; cytoplasm. The transcript has a single exon. Lineage: Eukaryota; Fungi; Ascomycota; Pichiomycetes; Serinales; Debaryomycetaceae. Gene Ontology annotation, molecular function: iron-sulfur cluster binding; acyltransferase activity, transferring groups other than amino-acyl groups. The record is from RefSeq and is a predicted model, not a curated record. The coding region runs from base 1 to 1677 and encodes 558 amino acids. Gene Ontology annotation, biological process: tRNA wobble base 5-methoxycarbonylmethyl-2-thiouridinylation.
AUGCCUUCUGUUCAGAGCACCAAGGGCGGAAAACAGAAGUUGGCUCCUGAAAAGGAGCGAUUUUUGCAAUGUUGCGGAGACAUUUCGCUCGAGCUUGUAGCUUCCCUCAAGAACUCCAAAGACAUCAACUUGAACGGCUUGAUCAUCAGGUAUGCGAAAAAGUACAAGUUGAAGCAGCAGCCCAGACUAACGGAUAUCAUCUCGUCCAUCCCAGACCAGUACAAGAAGUACUUAAUUCCAAAGCUCAAGGCCAAACCGGUCCGUACCGCAUCUGGUAUUGCGGUUGUAGCAGUCAUGUGUAAACCUCACAGAUGUCCCCAUAUAGCCUACACGGGAAACAUCUGUGUAUAUUGUCCAGGGGGGCCAGAUUCAGACUUUGAAUACUCGACCCAGUCAUAUACCGGGUAUGAGCCGACUUCAAUGAGAGCCAUUCGGGCUAGAUAUGAUCCUUACGAACAGGCUCGAGGCAGACUAGAGCAGUUGAGACUGUUGGGCCAUUCCAUAGACAAAGUUGAGUACAUUAUCAUGGGUGGAACAUUCAUGUCACUUCCCAUCGAUUACAGAGAAGGCUUCAUCACCCAGUUACACAACGCAUUAACAGGUUAUAACGGUAAGGACAUUGACGAAGCCAUCAAAUAUUCCCAACAAUCACAGACUAAGUGUGUGGGAAUAACCAUUGAAACUAGACCCGAUUACUGUACUGAAACCCAUUUGAGCGACAUGUUGAAGUACGGAUGUACCAGAUUGGAAAUCGGGGUACAGUCGGUAUAUGAGGAUGUAGCAAGAGACACGAAUAGAGGACAUACGGUUAAGGCUGUCUGUGAAACCUUUGCUGUAGCCAAAGAUGCUGGGUACAAGGUGGUGAGUCAUAUGAUGCCUGACUUGCCCAAUGUAGGCAUGGAAAGAGACUUGGAACAAUUUAAGGAAUACUUUGAGAAUCCCGAGUUCAGAACUGACGGCUUGAAGUUGUACCCCACAUUGGUCAUUAGAGGCACUGGAUUGUACGAGUUGUGGAAGAAAGGGUUAUAUAAGUCAUACAAUGCGAAUGCCUUGAUAGACUUGGUGGCUCGUAUCAUGGCCAUGGUACCUCCAUGGACACGUAUCUAUCGUGUGCAAAGAGAUAUCCCUAUGCCGUUAGUCACGUCGGGUGUAGAAAACGGAAACUUGAGAGAAUUGGCUCUUGCCAGAAUGAAAGACUUUGGCACCACCUGUAGAGACGUACGUACAAGAGAAGUCGGAAUCCAAGAAGUUCAUCACAAAGUUGUACCAGACCACGUGGAAUUGAUUAGAAGAGAUUACUAUGCCAAUGGAGGCUGGGAAACUUUUUUGUCGUACGAAGACCCAAAGAAGGAUAUUUUGAUUGGCUUGUUGAGAUUGCGUAAGGCUUCUAAGAAGUACACAUACAGAAAGGAAUUCACCAACCAACCUACCUCUAUCAUCAGAGAAUUGCAUGUCUACGGUUCUGUUGUGCCCUUGCACUCCAGAGACCCUAGAAAGUUCCAGCAUCAAGGGUUUGGUACCUUGUUAAUGGAAGAAGCUGCCAGAAUCGCCAAGGAAGAACAUGGUUCUGAAAAGAUCUCGGUCAUUUCGGGUGUAGGUGUAAGAAACUACUACGCAAAACUUGGCUACCAUUUGGAUGGUCCAUAUAUGUCUAAAUGGCUUAACGACGAGGAAUAG